GGCCCCUACAUAUAUGAAUUCCCUUCCACUCAUUUAUAUGUUGUAAUACACAGUGGUUUUGCCCAAUGAAGUCAACUUUCAACUCCUUCUCUCUCUAACAGGUAACAACAGAUCGAAGAAAAACAGAGGAUCUUAAACCAAAAAUGGAAUGAUCUGUUUUUGAUUCUCUGUUUUUCUUUGUUCCCAAAGACAGAAUUUUCACAAUGAAGUCAGAGACUUUAACGUUGGUUCUAGUGAAUCUUGCUGCGAUAAUGGAGACAGCAGAUGAGUCAUUGUUGCCUGGAGUUUACAAUGAAGUUGGUGCAGCUUUGCAUAUAGACCCAACAGGGCUAGGCUCACUCACUCUGUUUAGAUCCGUCGUGCAAUCUUGUUGUUACCCUUUAGCUGCUUAUCUUGCUAUGCAUCACAAUCGUGCUCAUGUCAUUGCGCUUGGUGCUUUUCUUUGGGCUUCUGCCACCUUUCUUGUUGCCAUUUCCACCACCUUCCUCCAGGUCGCAGUUUCAAGAGGUUUGAAUGGGAUUGGACUUGCCGUUGUCAUACCUGCUAUUCAGUCCCUUGUUGCUGAUUCAACCGAUGAAAGUAACCGUGGUAUGGCUUUCGGAUGGCUACAACUGACAGGAAACAUUGGCUCCAUCCUAGGUGGGCUCUGUUCAGUACUAAUUGCCUCAAAAACUAUCAUGGGGAUAUCUGGCUGGAGAUUUGCUUUCCAUCUGGUGGGUGUAAUCAGUGUCGUAGUUGGUCUUUUGGUCCAUCUUUUUGCUAAGGAUCCUCGAUUUUCUGAUAGUGAUAACACAGCCAAAGAACAUAUUGAAUAUAAGUCUUUUUCAUCAAAAAUGAAGGACAUGAUAAAGGAAGCAAAGUCAGUUAUGAGGAUCCCAACUUUCCAAAUUAUUGUUGCUCAAGGUGUUUCGGGAUCAUUUGCCGGGUCAUCUUGGUCAUUUAUCCCUAUGUGGCUUGAACUCAUUGGCUUCUCCCAUGAAACAACAGCAUUGAUCAUGACCUCUUUUGUAAUUUCCAAUUCUCUUGGUGGUCUCUUUGGAGGAAGGAUGGGAGAUAUUCUAGCCAAACGCUUGCCCAAUUCUGGGAGAAUUAUUCUUUCACAGAUAAGCGCAGGUUCUGCGGUCCCUAUAGCGGCAGUUCUGAUGUUGGCAUUACCUGAUGAUCCUUCCACUGCAUUUAUGCAUGGUCUCGUUUUUUUCAUCAUGGGAUUGUGCAUAUCCUGGAAUGCUCCAGCAACUAACGAUCCGAUAUUUGCAGAGAUUGUCCCUGAGAAAUCCCGAACAAGCAUCUAUGCCUUGGAUCAAUCUUUUGAGUCUAUACUGGCAUCUUUUGCGCCUUCUCUUGUUGGGAUUUUGGCUCAGCGUGUUUACGGUUAUAAACCAAUACCCAAAGCAUCAUCAGACUCCAUAGAGAUUGAGACCGAUAGAGAGAAUGCUGCAUCACCUGCUAAGGCACUGUACACAGCAACUGGGAUUCCAAUGGCAAUCUGUUGCUUCAUUUACUCAUUCCUUUAUUGCACGUAUCCAAGAGACCGGGAGAGAGCAAGAAUGCAAGCAUUGAUAGAAUCAGAAACCCAACAACUGGAGGAAAAUAAUUCUCCAUCAAGUGGCAAACAAUCCAAAUUUUGUAUUGCAGUCCCAAAAGAGCUGAAUGACGAGGAAAGAGAUGGAAUUAAUAAUAUAGAGUUUGGAGGGGAGGAGAGCCUCGAUUUGGAUGAUAAUGAUGAGAUGUCCCUUCUGAAUCGUCACCGGCCUGCUUCCGAAACUUAGAAGACAGAUGUACACGUCGGGCAGUCAUAAAAAAGGUUAUAGAGGCUUCAACGACUUGGUUCCUUGCAAAGGCUAUCCAACUCUUCAUGUCAAGCAGAAUUUUUAUUUACUCAGGCGCUGUAAUUUUCCAAAAUGAGUAUGUUGGCAUGUUCCACGAUGAGAAAUCUACUUUAAACCUGAGUCACUUGUGAAUCAGUUCUUGCUAUACGAUUUACAGGUGAUCAUAUAUGCUAAUCACUUUCAGUUCAUCA
Theobroma cacao (cacao) is the source of this 2020-nucleotide messenger RNA. Lineage: Eukaryota; Viridiplantae; Streptophyta; Magnoliopsida; Malvales; Malvaceae. The record is from RefSeq and is a predicted model, not a curated record.